Molecule: messenger RNA, 1650 nt
Organism: Lodderomyces jiufengensis
Lineage: Eukaryota; Fungi; Ascomycota; Pichiomycetes; Serinales; Debaryomycetaceae
Gene: HSE1
Product: ESCRT-0 subunit protein
Exons: 1
Coding region: 1-1650 (549 amino acids)
Biological process (GO): protein transport to vacuole involved in ubiquitin-dependent protein catabolic process via the multivesicular body sorting pathway
Cellular component (GO): ESCRT-0 complex
Molecular function (GO): phosphatidylinositol binding; ubiquitin binding
Source: RefSeq, a predicted model, not a curated record
AUGGCUCCAUUAGAUACAUUGAUUAAUAAAGCCACUGAUCCAACUUUAACUACAGAUAAUUGGCAAUAUAUACUUGAUGUUUGUGAUAAAAUAUCAUCAGAUCCUGAAUUAGAAACUACAAGAGCUAUAAAUUUAAUAAAAGCGAAAAUAUCAUCAACAAAAGAUGCAAAUAUUAUAUUAAGAUCAUUAUCAUUAAUAACUUCAAUUGCAGAAAAUUGUGGUUCAAGAAUGAAACAAGAAAUUGCAACUAAAUCAUUUUUACAAGAUUGUUUAAUUAAAAAAUUACAAGAUAAAAAAUUACAUAUUACUGUUAAAUAUAAAAUUAUUGAAGUACUUGAACAAUUAAAUAAAAGUUUCAAAAAUGAUCCAUCUUUAAAACCAAUGAAUGAUGCUUAUAAUAAAGCAAAAUAUGAAUAUCCUCAAUAUUUUAAAGCUCAACAUGGACCUAGUAAACCAGCAAAACAAGAAAGAACUCAACAAGAUAAAAAUAAAGAAGAUGAAGAAUUACAAAGAGUAUUAAAAAUGUCAUUACAAGAAUAUGAGGAUGAACAAAAUUUGAAAAAGCAAUAUUUAAAUAAUAAACCAUUACCUGAAGCUAAUAAUAAUCAAUCAAUUCCUCCUUCAUCUCCAGAUAGUUCAAAUGAAACUCAAACUGUGGCAACUGUCUCAAAAGUAAGAGCAUUAUAUGAUCUAAUAUCUUAUGAAGAAGAUGAAUUAUCAUUUAGGAAAGGGGAUGUAAUAACAGUAAUCGAAUCGGUUUAUAGAGAUUGGUGGAGAGGUUCCUUACCAAAUGGUAAAAUUGGUAUAUUUCCAUUAAAUUAUGUUACACCAAUAGUAAAUAAAACUCCACAAGAACUUGCAAAAGAAGCAGAAAUUGAAAAUCAACUAUUAAAUGUUGAACAAAGAAAGAUUGAGAGAUUAUUAGCAUUAUUAUCAACAAAUGAUAUAUCACAAGUUAAUGAAGAUGAAGUUACUGAUUUAUAUAAUAGUGUUAUAUCUUCGAGAAUCCAAUUAGGAAAUUUAAUAGAUAAAUAUAGCGUACGUCAAGAAGAAUUAACGGUUUUAAAUACUCAAUUAACUACAGAAGCAAAAUCAUAUAAUCAAUUAUUAGAUAAACUGAUAACAAAUCGAUCAAAAUUCAAUGGACCAAAUUAUAAUUCAUAUAGUUCACUUCCAUAUCCUGCUGUUUCACUGUCAGUACCUCAAUUAGUCCAACAACAAACUUCAUCUCAACAACAUAUACCACAAUCUAGACAAUCAAGCUCAACACAUAAUAACUUCCCAUCUUUACAACAACCUCAACAACAAUAUCAAACAUCACAACCUCAUUAUUCUCAACCAGACUUCAGUCAACCGCAACAUACUCAAACUCAACAUACACAAGCGCAACCAAGUCAACAUACCCAAUCUCAACAUACUCAAACUGAGUAUUCACAACCUCAAUAUACUCAACCUCAAUAUACUCAAUCACAAUACACUCAACCUCAAUAUACUCAACCUCAAUUUACUCAACCUCAGUUUACUCAACCUCAAAGUUCUACACCACAAUACGGUCAAUCUCAGUAUGCUCAACCCAAUUAUGCUCAACAACAACAACAGAGAUUGCAAGAACAAAACACUAGUGCAGGUUUUGGAAACGGUGGAUACUAA